AUGAACCCUCAAGAAUCAAACGCUACCGCGGAAAUAGCUUCCAACAAGCUUGAAAAUGGCAUUGAUAUACAGUCAGAUAUACACCCGUCAUGCUUUAAGGAUCUUGAUCUUAUAGCAUUGAACCGAGAUGCAAACGCUGCCACUGAGAGAGAGCAUACUAUGGGCCUUUUGCAAGGCCUCAAACUCUAUCCCCAAGCGAUCGGCUGGUCUCUCCUUCUCAGCACUGCCAUUAUCAUGGAAGGCUAUGACACAGCAUUAAUAGCUAAUUUCUUCGCCUUUGAACCCUUCAACAAAAGGUAUGGUUCGAUCCAGCCGGACGGAACGCACGUUGUUUCCGCACCCUGGCGCUCAGGUCUCACCAACGGAGAGGCCUGUGGUGAAAUCCUAGGUCUUUGGGCAUCUGGUAUUAUCCAGGCACGAUUUGGCUAUAAGAAGACUUUGAUUGGUGCACUGGUCAUGAUUACUGGCUCGAUCUUCAUAACAUUCUUUGCUCAGAAUCUACCUAUGCUUCUUGCCGGUGAAAUAGUUUGCGGACUCUCCUGGGGUGUAUUUCCUGCAUUAGCCACCGCAUAUGCCUCCGACAUUUGUCCGGUUGUUCUCCGCCCCUACCUUACGACUUACGUGAACCUGUGCUGGGUUUUCGGUGAAUUAAUAGCCACUGGUGUUCUGGCAAGAAUGCUCGAUCGAACAGAUCAGUGGGCAUACCGGAUACCAUUUGCUUUGCAAUGGAUCUGGCCUCUUCCUAUUCUUAUCGGGGCUUGUUUCGCUCCAGAGUCCCCAUACUGGCUUGUACAGAAAGAAAUGAUCUUUGAAGCACGUCAAACCCUUCUCAGGCUCACAAGUCCAAACGAUACUACAUUUGACCUGGAUAAUGCGAUUGCUUUAAUUCGAUUGACGGACAAACUUGAGAAGGAUAAUACUGCCGAAACAAGCUAUAUCAGCAUUCUCAAAGGUGUCAAUCUUCGACGGACCGAAAUAUCAAUUUGUGUCUGGUUGAUUCAACAGUUCUGCGGAUCCGGCCUUAUGACUUAUAGCACUGUCUUCUUCCAGCAAGCCGGCCUUUCCUCUGCCUAUGCAUUUGACAUGUCAAUGGCUAUGUAUGCAUUAGGUGCUUUGGGAACCAUUGCCAGCUGGUGGAUGAUGGCAUACAUUGGUCGUCGCACCCUAUACCUCUUCGGAUGCAUUAUUUCCUUCAUUUUGAUGGUGAUAAUUGGAUCAUGCGGCCUUUUAAAUGAAGGAAACAGCAGGGCGAGUUGGGCCAUUGGUAGUUUGUUGAUCAUUUUCACAUUUGUUUACGAUUCUUCCAUUGGGCCAGUCUGUUACUCACUGGUUGCCGAGAUUCCGAGCACUCGCCUGAAAGCAAAGACGAUAGUCGUGGCCAGAAGCUUCUAUUGUGCAGCAGCAAUCACUGUCAACAUUAUUACUAAUUACCAAAUGACCCCAACAGCUUGGAAUUGGAAAGCGAAGUCAGGGUUCUUCUGGGCUGGAACCGGUUUUAUCUGCUGUGUGUGGACAUAUUUUCGCUUACCGGAGCCAAAUGGGAGGACAUAUGGAGAGCUGAACAUUCUUUUUGAGCAACGGGUCAGCGCGCGAAAGUUCAAAUCAACACAUGUUGAGAUGGCUGCCCAUGACGGUCUGUUUAUCGAGGGAUCGGCUGUCGAAAUGAUGGAGACGGUAUCACAGGUGAAGGGAUAUGAACAGAAGUGUGAAAAAGGGCCUUGCAAUACGGAGUAG
Messenger RNA from Penicillium manginii, 1734 nucleotides. RefSeq names its product MFS maltose permease MalP. Bases 1 to 1734 code for a protein of 577 amino acids. The transcript is spliced from 2 exons. Gene Ontology annotation, biological process: carbohydrate transport; transmembrane transport. NCBI's taxonomy places the organism in Eukaryota, Fungi, Ascomycota, Eurotiomycetes, Eurotiales, Aspergillaceae. The record is from RefSeq and is a predicted model, not a curated record. Gene Ontology annotation, cellular component: membrane. Gene Ontology annotation, molecular function: carbohydrate:proton symporter activity.